This is a messenger RNA of Stegodyphus dumicola, 1440 nucleotides long. RefSeq lists its product as uncharacterized. The record is from RefSeq and is a predicted model, not a curated record. Lineage: Eukaryota; Metazoa; Arthropoda; Arachnida; Araneae; Eresidae.
AUGACGUGUAAGUUACCUCAUCAUACUGUUCUUCAUUUUGAUCGAAAUAUCAAAACUAGUGAAAAUGAGAAACCAAAACAAACGUCCUCACUCUCCCCCAAAGCCGAAGUGUUCUUACCAAAGAAUGAAGUCGUUACAAAUGCCACAACAUGUACAGGACAAUUUAGUUAUUCUAAAGGUGAAUCAAAACGUGUAUUACUGUGUACUGCUCUCAUUAAAGUUAGUGAUUCCAAUGGUAAAGCCAUCCCUUGCAGGGCUUUACUAGACUGUGGCAGUGAAGCCAGCUUUAUAAGUGAAGAGUGUGUCAGUAAACUAAAGUUAGGUAGAUUUAACAAAAAAAUUGAAGUAUCGUGCCUUGGUUCGUUCAACACUGUAACAAGUGGAGAAGUGGAAUUAAUCUUUACCCCGCACUUUGAGUCAAAUUCCAAAUUUCGAACAUAUGCAUUCGUGAUUCCAAGGAUAACUUCAGAUGUGCCUAACGUGUCGCUUCCUUCUAAAAUUGCGAAUCAUUUUGACGAUCUAGUCUUAGCUGAUCCUAAGUUCUAUGAAAGAAAACCUAUAGAUAUUUUGUUAGGUGUAAAUGUAUUUUUUACUAUGCUUAAGGGAGACAUCAUAAAGAGAGGAGAAUCAUUACCCUUUGCAAUUUGUUCUCAGUUGGGUUGGAUCAUUUCCGGGAACACUAUUACUGAUGAUUCGAAUCUAACUAACACUUUUACAGUGAAUAAUCUUCAGUUGAAUACAAACGAAUUAGUUGAAAGAUUUUGGUCUUUAGACUCCAUUCCGGAAGUCAAACGUAUUUCAAGUGAAGAUAAAAAAUGUGAAGAGUUCUUUAAAACAACACACUUCCGUGAUCAAAAUGGUCGUUAUGUAGUGAAACUUCCAUUUAAAGAUAACCCUUCAAGGUUGGGUAAUUCUAAAGAUCUUGCUUUACAAAGAUUUAAAUCUUUAGAGAGAAAUCUCUUAAGAUCUCCUGAUACAUAUGAUAUGUAUAAACAUUUCAUGAAGGAAUACUUGGAUCUCGGGCACAUGGAACCAGUCCGUAGUUCAGAGUCCCCAAGUCAGGCAUACUACAUGCCACAUCAUGCAGUAAUUAAGGAAUCUAGCUCUACGAGUAAAAUACGUGUGGUAUUUAAUGCUACUAGUAAGUCUUCAUCAGGACUGUCUCUUAACGACAUAUUGAUGACAGGUCCCAGAAUACAACAAGAGCUGUUUCCAGUUUUGGUCAAAUUCAGAUGUUACCCAGUAGUUGUCACAGCUGAUAUCAUGAAAAUGUUUAGACAAAUUCUAGUUAAUGAAGAGGAUAGAAACUUUCAAAGGAUAUUUUGGCGGGACCAUCCAAGUGAUCCUAUUCAAGAAUUUCGACUUAAUACUGUCACAUACGGCACUGCCUCGGCUCCAUAUUUGGCUACUCGUGUUUUUAUACCAACUUGCCUACGAUGA